AUGCUCGGUUUGGCGGGACUGCCGAAGCUGUCAAGGUCACUUAGUAUUGAUGAGGAGCCAUCUCAGUCCGCUCGUAGAACCUCGCGUGACAGAGACACGAGACAUGAAGAAAAGCGAGAGAGGGAGACCAGGGGGAGAGGGGAGGAGUCGAAUAGAGCAGUUUCACGAAAUCCUAAACCGUCGCACAGCGGCCGUGCGACAACCUCUGGCGACUCGAGCGACCGCGAGAGGGUAUCCUUUCGCAGCGACGCGGAGCUCGAUGCGCUUCAUGGCUGCGGUAACGGCCAUGGCUUCUUCUGCGUUCCCUGCCUGCAGCCUCUUAUCUCCCGCGAAAUGCGCUCCAACCCUUCUGACGCGCCUGACUCCUCUCGCGCGCCUGAUCCCUUGCACACGCCUAACCCUUCCCACACGCCUGACGCUUCCCACGCGCCUAACUCUUUCCGCUCGCCUAACCCUUUCCGCUCGCCUGACUCCUUUCGCGCGCCUGAUUUCUUUCGCGAGCCUGAUUCCCUCCGAGCGCCUGACUCCUUCCGCGCGCCUGACUCCUUCCGCGCGCCUGACUCCUUCCGCGCCCCCGAUUCUUCCCGCGCGCCUGAUUCCUCCCUCACCUCUCUCAGCUCUCGCAACUUGGCCGCUUCCAUCGGGCCUGGCGGCAGUAGGCGCAAUCGUAACCGUCAGCAGCACGGACGGUCACGAUCUGCUGCGGCGGUCGAGCCGAUUCCGCGCUCCCCGGCGACACUAGCGGGGCAGCACUCUGCUGGUUUUCGCAGCCCAGGUCUAGACUCACUGAAUCUUCGCUCUGUCGGCAACAGUAGCCGUAGUGUGCAGUCGGGCCGUCUAGGCUCUUCUGAGCGGCGGGAAACGUCGUCCAGGCGCCUGGAAUCGUCGUCCGGGCGACUGGAAGCGUCGUCUCGGCGACUGGAAUCGCCGUCUGGGCGGGUGGAAGCGUCGUCUUGGCCACUGGAAGCGUCGUCUAGGCGACUGGAAGUGUCGUCUGAUCGACUAGAAGGUGUUUUCGAGAUGUUAGACGGAGAGGCGGGGCUGGUGGGGGAAGCGUCUGGGCGAUCCGAAGAGUCGCUUGGGCGACGGAGUGUUGCAGACGACGCGGCGAACGACAGUAGCACGUCGUCUAGACCAUUACAAGAGGCGGAAAGCAGUUCGCAUGGUGUGGGCGGUGAGAUCAGACCGGACGGGCGAUCAGACGACGAACACAGGGGCGAAAUCAGGCCUGACGGACAACCAGACGACGAGAUUGACGUUAACGGAAAACGUCAACGCAAGCGGGCAUCACGGUUGCGAGUGAGGUGGGGCCCAGACUCACCCGACAGGGAUACCCCGGGAGAGCAGGGCAAGCCAAAAUCACGGUUGCGAGUGAGGUGGGGCCCUGACUCACCCGACAGGGAUACCCCGGGAGCAGCAGGAGAGGGCUGGGGUGGUAUCGUCGGUGCGAGCAGCAGGAGCUUCAGGCAUGUAGCAAGCUUCCUCCAGAAUUCCUGGCGCCAGGAUUCGCCUGACUCGCCCCCAAGCGAGCACGAGGCGGAGGAGAGAGAGGGAAUCGGGGAGGAGAGGGGGAGAGAGGGGAUUGGGGAGGAGGGCGGAGGGAGAAGCGAGGGGAGCAGGGUGUUGGGAAGGAGAAGAGGACGAGGAUUGCGAGGGUUGCAAGGAGGGAGAGGAGGGAGAGGGGCGAGAGGGGAAGACGGAGAGAGGGAAGGCGGGUGCUGGUCUGACCUUGCAUGGGCUACGUACCUGAACCAGCCCGUACCUGAGAAGGUUGGGCCGGUGCCGUCAACACCGCCUCGGAAGGAGGCCGGGCUGUGCUACGUGGUGUACCGGUGGGUGCUGGCGGCGAUGAGGCGAAUGCGCAUUCCCAUCAUCCACCCCUACUCGAGGUUCCGCCGCGAUAUCAACGUGCUCGUGGGCACGUGCAUUCUCUACAACGUGGUGAGCUUGUGGGAGGGGGGAAGGAGAGGAAGACGGGGUUCCGCCGCGAUAUCAACGUGCUUGUGGUGUGGGCGCCUGCAUUCUCUACAACGUGGUGAGCUGUGCAGGGCGGAGAGUUGGGGCCGGGGGAAGUGGGGGAUUCCCACACCCUCUCCCACCCCUCACACCAGUGGGAGAUCCUCUUCCAGGUCGCCUUUUGACCUACGCUGCGCUCCACAGGCGCAUGCCGCCUACAACCAUCCCUCCCGCACUCUGUUCCAUAUGCCCCUCUCACUCACCAUACCCCUCUCCUCUGCACCCUCAAACCUUCCCUCACACGCUCUUCCAUAUUGGGAGAUUCUCUUCCAGAUCGCCUUUGACCUGCGCUCCACGGGCGCGUGGCUCAUCUGGGAGAUUCUCUUCCAGAUCGCCUUUGAUCUGCGCUCCACAGGCGCGUGGCUCAUUGUCGACUCCACCCUCUCCGCCAUCUACCUCAUCGACGUGCUCCUGGGCUUCAAGACCGGGUACGUGACGAGAGAGCGGCAUGUGCGCACAAGCGACGGCAUCAAGAUCUUGCAGCCGCAGCAGAUUGUUCUGGAGCAGAUGGUGGGGGAGGUGGAAGGGUUGAAAUGGGUGCGUGGGUGGGAGGGUGGGAGGAGAAGUCCUGCAACCGAAGCAGAUUGUUCUGGAGCAGAUGCGAUGUGGGUGGGUGGGGGGCAAGCACUACCUACGCACGUGUUCCCCCUCUACCUCCUCUUGUCCCUGCCCUUGCCCCCCCUUACUGCAUCUGCUCCCAUCCCCUUCACCACCCUCACGCUCACCAGCAGCGCCGCGUAUGUGGCACUACCUGCGCACGUGGUUCCUGCUCGACCUGCUCUCCUCCCUGCCCACACACCCCGGCGCAUAGUGUGGCACUACCUGCGCACGUGGUUCCUGCUCGACCUGCUCUCUUCCCUGCCCACGCACCCGUGCCUUCCCCUUCCCCUUGCCCCCUCCUCUCGGCGCAUAGUGUGGCACUACCUGCGCACGUGGUUCGUGCUCGACCUGCUCUCCUCCCUGCCCAUGGAUCUCAUCAUCUCCCUCACCACCACCUCCUCCUCCGGCUUCUGGAUCUCCACCGUGAGUGUCCCGGUCGUCCAGUCUUCUAUUCCUUUAUGUGCUGCUGGGGGUGCUGCUUCUGGGGGUGCUGCUGGGGGGGCUGCCACCUCUCAUCAUCUCCCUCACCACCCACUCUGCCCUGUCCUCCCUCCAGGUGUUCCGAGCACUGAAGCUCUUCCGCAUGCGCUGACUGCUCAACUGCUCCACUGCCCCAAUCACUCCAUAUCCGCCCUGCUGCGCCAAUACCCACUGCCCUGCCUCUCAUGCCCCCUGCAGGUGUUCCGGGCGCUGAAGCUCUUCCGCAUGCGCCGCCUGCUCAACGCCACGGACUCAGAACCCCGUGCCCCAUUCACUCCGGAUCCCCCUUGCCCUGUGUUCCGAGCACUGAAGCUCUUCCGCAUGCGCCGCCUGCUGAACGCCACGGACCAGCUCAGAACGUCCUUCCUGCGCUCCACGUGGAUGGAGCUCACCGUGCUCAUCCUGCAGGUGGGUGGGCGGGUGGGUGCGUGGGUGGAUGUGAACGCACAGCACGGUACUCAUAACCUCACAGCAGGCAGGUACGAAGGCAAGCUCAGGACCUCCUUCCUGCGCUCCACGUGGAUGGAGCUCACCGUUCUCAUCCUGCAGGAGGGUGGGACUGCAGGUGGGUGGGACUGCAGGAGGGUGGGACUGCAGGAGGGUGGGACUGCAGGUGGGUGGGACUGCAGGAGGGUGGGACUGCAGGUGGGUGGGACUGCAGGAGGGUGGGACUGCAGGUGGGUGGGACUGCAGGAGGGUGGGACUGCAGGUGGGUGGGACUGCAGGAGGGUGGGACUGCAGGAGGGUGGGACUGCAGGUGGGUGGGACUGCAGGAGGGUGGGACUGCAGGUGGGUGGGACUGCAGGAGGGUGGGACUGCAGGUGGGUGGGACUGCAGGAGGGUGGGACUGCAGGAGGGUGGGACUGCAGGAGGGUGGGACUGCAGGUGGGUGGGACUGCAGGAGGGUGGGACUGCAGGAGGGUGGGACUGCAGGUGGGUGGGACUGCAGGAGGGUGGGACUGCAGGUGGGUGGGACUGCAGGAGGGUGGGACUGCAGGAGGGUGGGACUGCAGGAGGGUGGGACUGCAGGUGGGUGGGACUGCAGGAGGGUGGGACUGCAGGAGGGUGGGACUGCAGGAGGGUGGGACUGCAGGUGGGUGGGACUGCAGGAGGGUGGGACUGCAGGAGGGUGGGACUGCAGGUGGGUGGGACUGCAGGAGGGUGGGACUGCAGGUGGGUGGGACUGCAGGAGGGUGGGACUGCAGGUGGGUGGGACUGCAGGAGGGUGGGACUGCAGGUGGGUGGGACUGCAGGAGGGUGGGACUGCAGGUGGGUGGGACUGCAGGAGGGUGGGACUGCAGGAGGGUGGGACUGCAGGAGGGUGGGACUGCAGGAGGGUGGGACUGCAGGUGGGUGGGACUGCAGGAGGGUGGGACUGCAGGAGGGUGGGACUGCAGGUGGGUGGGACUGCAGGAGGGUGGGACUGCAGGUGGGUGGGACUGCAGGAGGGUGGGACUGCAGGUGGGUGGGACUGCAGGAGGGUGGGACUGCAGGUGGGUGGGACUGCAGGAGGGUGGGACUGCAGGAGGGUGGGACUGCAGGUGGGUGGGACUGCAGAUCUGCAUGUUCUGCCACGUGGGCGCAUGCGUCUUCGCUCUGAUUGGCCGGCUCGAGCCAGAGGGCCAAUCGUGGCUCGCCAGCUUCUUCUGGGACGACAACGGGGAGGCGCAGCCGCUGGAAACGGCGCCGCCAUUUGUCGCCUACGUGGCGGCCAUCUAUUGGUCCAUGGUGACCUUUGCCUCGGUGGGCUACGGGGACAUCUACCCUCAGGACACAAUUCCAGAGCGCAUCUUUGGCACCAUCUACAACCUGCUCGCAGCUAUCAUGCUCUCUAUGCCCCCCUUCCCUUCAUGCACCAUUCACUGCAGCCAAUGCUCUCUGUUCCUUCCUCCCUUCAUGCCCCAUGCACCACUCCAGGUGGGCUACGGCGACAUCUACCCCCAGGACACCAUCCCAGAGCGCAUCUUCGGCACCAUCUAUAACCUGCUCGCAGCCAUCAUGCUGGGUUACGCUGUCGGUUCAUCGAGAGGGAGGAGCUUCCAGAGUGGCUCGCCAACCGUCUGGUUCAUAGAGAGGGAGGAGCUUCCAGAGUGGCUCGCCAACCGCCUGAUGGUGCACCUCACCCGCCAGUGGCAGGCGCAGCUCUCUCAGAAAUUCGACGAGUUUGAGCUCAUGGAGAGCCUCACGGAGGACCUUCGGGGGGACCUCUUUGUGCACUGGUGGAAGCGCAGCAUUGCAGUGAGGUACGUGGGGCAAUGCGGUGCAGUGAGGUACGUGGGGCAAUGCGGUGCAGUGAGGUACGUGGGGCAAUGCGGUGCAGUGAGGUACGUGGGGCAAUGCGGUGCAGUGAGGUACGUGGGGCAAUGCGGUGCAGUGAGGUACGUGGGGCAAUGCGGUGCAGUGAGGUACGUGGGGCAAUGCGGUGCAGUGAGGUACGUGGGGCAAUGCGGUGCAGUGAGGUACGUGGGGCAAUGCGGUGCAGUGAGGUACGUGGGGCAAUGCGGUGCAGUGAGGUACGUGGGGCAAUGCGGUGCAGUGAGGUACGUGGGGCAAUGCGGUGCAGUGAGGUACGUGGGGCAAUGCGGUGCAGUGAGGUACGUGGGGCAAUGCGGUGCAGUGAGGUACGUGGGGCAAUGCGGUGCAGUGAGGUACGUGGGGCAAUGCGGUGCAGUGAGGUACGUGGGGCAAUGCGGUGCAGUGAGGUACGUGGGGCAAUGCGGUGCAGUGAGGUACGUGGGGCAAUGCGGUGCAGUGAGGUACGUGGGGCAAUGCGGUGCAGUGAGGUACGUGGGGCAAUGCGGUGCAGUGAGGUACGUGGGGCAAUGCGGUGCAGUGAGGUACGUGGGGCAAUGCGGUGCAGUGAGGUACGUGGGGCAAUGCGGUGCAGUGAGGUACGUGGGGCCAAUGCGGUGCAGUGAGGUACGUGUGGGGCAAUGCGGUGCAGUGAGGUACGUGGGGCAAUGCGGUGCAGUGAGGUACGUGGGGGCAAUGCGGUGCAGUGAGGUACGUGGGGCAAUGCGGUGCAGUGAGGUACGUGGGGCAAUGCGGUGCAGUGAGGUACGUGGGGCAAUGCGGUGCAGUGAGGUACGUGGGGCAAUGCGGUGCAGUGAGGUACGUGGGGCAAUGCGGUGCAGUGAGGUACGUGGGGCAAUGCGGUGCAGUGAGGUACGUGGGGCAAUGCGGUGCAGUGAGGUACGUGGGGCAAUGCGGUGCAGUGAGGUACGUGGGGCAAUGCGGUGCAGUGAGGUACGUGGGGCAAUGCGGUGCAGUGAGGUACGUGGGGCAAUGCGGUGCAGUGAGGUACGUGGGGCAAUGCGGUGCAGUGAGGUACGUGGGGCAAUGCGGUGUGCAGUGAGGUACGUGGGGCAAUGCGGUGCAGUGAGGUACGUGGGGCAAUGCGGUGCAGUGAGGUACGUGGGGCAAUGCGGUGCAGUGAGGUACGUGGGGCAAUGCGGUGCAGUGAGGUACGUGGGGCAAUGCGGUGCAGUGAGGUACGUGGGGCAAUGCGGUGCAGUGAGGUACGUGGGGCAAUGCGGUGCAGUGAGGUACGUGGGGCAAUGCGGUGCAGUGAGGUACGUGGGGCAAUGCGGUGCAGUGAGGUACGUGGGGCAAUGCGGUGCAGUGAGGUACGUGGGGCAAUGCGGUGCAGUGAGGUACGUGGGGCAAUGCGGUGCAGUGAGGUACGUGGGGCAAUGCGGUGCAGUGAGGUACGUGGGGCAAUGCGGUGCAGUGAGGUACGUGGGGCAAUGCGGUGCAGUGAGGUACGUGGGGCAAUGCGGUGCAGUGAGGUACGUGGGGCAAUGCGGUGCAGUGAGGUACGUGGGGCAAUGCGGUGCAGUGAGGUACGUGGGGCAAUGCGGUGCAGUGAGGUACGUGGGGCAAUGCGGUGCAGUGAGGUACGUGGGGCAAUGCGGUGCAGUGAGGUACGUGGGGCAAUGCGGUGCAGUGAGGUACGUGGGGCAAUGCGGUGCAGUGAGGUACGUGGGGCAAUGCGGUGCAGUGAGGUACGUGGGGCAAUGCGGUGCAGUGAGGUACGUGGGGCAAUGCGGUGCAGUGAGGUACGUGGGGCAAUGCGGUGCAGUGAGGUACGUGGGGCAAUGCGGUGCAGUGAGGUACGUGGGGCAAUGCGGUGCAGUGAGGUACGUGGGGCAAUGCGGUGCAGUGAGGUACGUGGGGCAAUGCGGUGCAGUGAGGUACGUGGGGCAAUGCGGUGCAGUGAGGUACGUGGGGCAAUGCGGUGCAGUGAGGUACGUGGGGCAAUGCGGUGCAGUGAGGUACGUGGGGCCAAUGCGGUGCAGUGAGGUACGUGGGGCAAUGCGGUGCAGUGAGGUACGUGGGGCAAUGCGGUGCAGUGAGGUACGUGGGGCAAUGCGGUGCAGUGAGGUACGUGGGGCAAUGCGGUGCAGUGAGGUACGUGGGGCAAUGCGGUGCAGUGAGGUACGUGGGGCAAUGCGGUGCAGUGAGGUACGUGGGGCAAUGCGGUGCAGUGAGGUACGUGGGGCAAUGCGGUGCAUGAGGUACGUGGGGCAAUGCGGUGCAGUGAGGUACGUGGGGCAAUGCGGUGCAGUGAGGUACGUGGGGCAAUGCGGUGCAGUGAGGUACGUGGGGCAAUGCGGUGCAGUGAGGUACGUGGGGCAAUGCGGUGCAGUGAGGUACGUGGGGCAAUGCGGUGCAGUGAGGUACGUGGGGCAAUGCGGUGCAGUGAGGUACGUGGGGCAAUGCGGUGCAGUGAGGUACGUGGGGCAAUGCGGUGCAGUGAGGUACGUGGGGCAAUGCGGUGCAGUGAGGUACGUGGGGCAAUGCGGUGCAGUGAGGUACGUGGGGCAAUGCGGUGCAGUGAGGUACGUGGGGCAAUGCGGUGCAGUGAGGUACGUGGGGCAAUGCGGUGCAGUGAGGUACGUGGGGCAAUGCGGUGCAGUGAGGUACGUGGGGCAAUGCGGUGCAGUGAGGUACGUGGGGCAAUGCGGUGCAGUGAGGUACGUGGGGCAAUGCGGUGCAGUGAGGUACGUGGGGCAAUGCGGUGCAGUGAGGUACGUGGGGCAAUGCGGUGCAGUGAGGUACGUGGGGCAAUGCGGUGCAGUGAGGUACGUGGGGCAAUGCGGUGCAGUGAGGUACGUGGGGCAAUGCGGUGCAGUGAGGUACGUGGGGCAAUGCGGUGCAGUGAGGUACGUGGGGCAAUGCGGUGCAGUGAGGUACGUGGGGCAAUGCGGUGCAGUGAGGUACGUGGGGCAAUGCGGUGCAGUGAGGUACGUGGGGCAAUGCGGUGCAGUGAGGUACGUGGGGCAAUGCGGUGCAGUGAGGUACGUGGGGCAAUGCGGUGCAGUGAGGUACGUGGGGCAAUGCGGUGCAGUGAGGUACGUGGGGCAAUGCGGUGCAGUGAGGUACGUGGGGCAAUGCGGUGCAGUGAGGUACGUGGGGCAAUGCGGUGCAGUGAGGUACGUGGGGCAAUGCGGUGCAGUGAGGUACGUGGGGCAAUGCGGUGCAGUGAGGUACGUGGGGCAAUGCGGUGCAGUGAGGUACGUGGGGCAAUGCGGUGCAGUGAGGUACGUGGGGCAAUGCGGUGCAGUGAGGUACGUGGGGCAAUGCGGUGCAGUGAGGUACGUGGGGCAAUGCGGUGCAGUGAGGUACGUGGGGCAAUGCGGUGCAGUGAGGUACGUGGGGCAAUGCGGUGCAGUGAGGUACGUGGGGCAAUGCGGUGCAGUGAGGUACGUGGGGCAAUGCGGUGCAGUGAGGUACGUGGGGCAAUGCGGUGCAGUGAGGUACGUGGGGCAAUGCGGUGCAGUGAGGUACGUGGGGCAAUGCGGUGCAGUGAGGUACGUGGGGCAAUGCGGUGCAGUGAGGUACGUGGGGCAAUGCGGUGCAGUGAGGUACGUGGGGCAAUGCGGUGCAGUGAGGUACGUGGGGCAAUGCGGUGCAGUGAGGUACGUGGGGCAAUGCGGUGCAGUGAGGUACGUGGGGCAAUGCGGUGCAGUGAGGUACGUGGGGCAAUGCGGUGCAGUGAGGUACGUGGGGCAAUGCGGUGCAGUGAGGUACGUGGGGCAAUGCGGUGCAGUGAGGUACGUGGGGCAAUGCGGUGCAGUGAGGUACGUGGGGCAAUGCGGUGCAGUGAGGUACGUGGGGCAAUGCGGUGCAGUGAGGUACGUGGGGCAAUGCGGUGCAGUGAGGUACGUGGGGCAAUGCGGUGCAGUGAGGUACGUGGGGCAAUGCGGUGCAGUGAGGUACGUGGGGCAAUGCGGUGCAGUGAGGUACGUGGGGCAAUGCGGUGCAGUGAGGUACGUGGGGCAAUGCGGUGCAGUGAGGUACGUGGGGCAAUGCGGUGCAGUGAGGUACGUGGGGCAAUGCGGUGCAGUGAGGUACGUGGGGCAAUGCGGUGCAGUGAGGUACGUGGGGCAAUGCGGUGCAGUGAGGUACGUGGGGCAAUGCGGUGCAGUGAGGUACGUGGGGCAAUGCGGUGCAGUGAGGUACGUGGGGCAAUGCGGUGCAGUGAGGUACGUGGGGCAAUGCGGUGCAGUGAGGUACGUGGGGCAAUGCGGUGCAGUGAGGUACGUGGGGCAAUGCGGUGCAGUGAGGUACGUGGGGCAAUGCGGUGCAGUGAGGUACGUGGGGCAAUGCGGUGCAGUGAGGUACGUGGGGCAAUGCGGUGCAGUGAGGUACGUGGGGCAAUGCGGUGCAGUGAGGUACGUGGGGCAAUGCGGUGCAGUGAGGUACGUGGGGCAAUGCGGUGCAGUGAGGUACGUGGGGCAAUGCGGUGCAGUGAGGUACGUGGGGCAAUGCGGUGCAGUGAGGUACGUGGGGCAAUGCGGUGCAGUGAGGUACGUGGGGCAAUGCGGUGCAGUGAGGUACGUGGGGCAAUGCGGUGCAGUGAGGUACGUGGGGCAAUGCGGUGCAGUGAGGUACGUGGGGCAAUGCGGUGCAGUGAGGUACGUGGGGCAAUGCGGUGCAGUGAGGUACGUGGGGCAAUGCGGUGCAGUGAGGUACGUGGGGCAAUGCGGUGCAGUGAGGUACGUGGGGCAAUGCGGUGCAGUGAGGUACGUGGGGCAAUGCGGUGCAGUGAGGUACGUGGGGCAAUGCGGUGCAGUGAGGUACGUGGGGCAAUGCGGUGCAGUGAGGUACGUGGGGCAAUGCGGUGCAGUGAGGUACGUGGGGCAAUGCGGUGCAGUGAGGUACGUGGGGCAAUGCGGUGCAGUGAGGUACGUGGGGCCAAUGCGGUGCAGUGAGGUACGUGGGGCAAUGCGGUGCAGUGAGGUACGUGGGGCAAUGCGGUGCAGUGAGGUACGUGGGGCAAUGCGGUGCAGUGAGGUACGUGGGCAAUGCCGGUGCAGUGAGGUACGUGGGGCAAUGCGGUGCAGUGAGGUACGUGGGGCAAUGCGGUGCAGUGAGGUACGUGGGGCAAUGCGGUGCAGUGAGGUACGUGGGGGCAAUGCGGUGCAGUGCAGGUACGUGGGGCAAUGCCGGUGCAUGAGGUACGUGGGGCAAUGCGGUGCAGUGAGGUACGUGGGGCAAUGCGGUGCAGUGAGGUACGUGGGGCAAUGCGGUGCAGUGAGGUACGUGGGGCAAUGCGGUGCAGUGAGGUACGUGGGGCAAUGCGGUGCAGUGAGGUACGUGGGGCAAUGCGGUGCAGUGAGGUACGUGGGGCAAUGCGGUGCAGUGAGGUACGUGGGGCAAUGCGGUGCAGUGAGGUACGUGGGGCAAUGCGGUGCAGUGAGGUACGUGGGGCAAUGCGGUGCAGUGAGGUACGUGGGGCAAUGCGGUGCAGUGAGGUACGUGGGGCAAUGCGGUGCAGUGAGGUACGUGGGGCAAUGCGGUGCAGUGAGGUACGUGGGGCAAUGCGGUGCAGUGAGGUACGUGGGGCAAUGCGGUGCAGUGAGGUACGUGGGGCAAUGCGGUGCAGUGAGGUACGUGGGGCAAUGCGGUGCAGUGAGGUACGUGGGGCAAUGCGGUGCAGUGAGGUACGUGGGGCAAUGCGGUGCAGUGAGGUACGUGGGGCAAUGCGGUGCAGUGAGGUACGUGGGGCAAUGCGGUGCAGUGAGGUACGUGGGGCAAUGCGGUGCAGUGAGGUACGUGGGGCAAUGCGGUGCAGUGAGGUACGUGGGGCAAUGCGGUGCAGUGAGGUACGUGGGGCAAUGCGGUGCAGUGAGGUACGUGGGGCAAUGCGGUGCAGUGAGGUACGUGGGGCAAUGCGGUGCAGUGAGGUACGUGGGGCAAUGCGGUGCAGUGAGGUACGUGGGGCAAUGCGGUGCAGUGAGGUACGUGGGGCAAUGCGGUGCAGUGAGGUACGUGGGGCAAUGCGGUGCAGUGAGGUACGUGGGGCAAUGCGGUGCAGUGAGGUACGUGGGGCAAUGCGGUGCAGUGAGGUACGUGGGGCAAUGCGGUGCAGUGAGGUACGUGGGGCAAUGCGGUGCAGUGAGGUACGUGGGGCAAUGCGGUGCAGUGAGGUACGUGGGGCAAUGCGGUGCAGUGAGGUACGUGGGCAAUGCGGUGAGGUACGUGGGGCAAUGCGGUGCAGUGAGGUACGUGGGGCAAUGCGGUGCAGUGAGGUACGUGGGGCAAUGCGGUGCAGUGAGGUACGUGGGGCAAUGCGGUGCAGUGAGGUACGUGGGGCAAUGCGGUGCAGUGAGGUACGUGGGGCAAUGCGGUGCAGUGAGGUACGUGGGGCAAUGCGGUGCAGUGAGGUACGUGGGGCAAUGCGGUGCAGUGAGGUACGUGGGGCAAUGCGGUGCAGUGAGGUACGUGGGGCAAUGCGGUGCAGUGAGGUACGUGGGGCAAUGCGGUGCAGUGAGGUACGUGGGGCAAUGCGGUGCAGUGAGGUACGUGGGGCAAUGCGGUGCAGUGAGGUACGUGGGGCAAUGCGGUGCAGUGAGGUACGUGGGGCAAUGCGGUGCAGUGAGGUACGUGGGGCAAUGCGGUGCAGUGAGGUACGUGGGGCAAUGCGGUGCAGUGAGGUACGUGGGGCAAUGCGGUGCAGUGAGGUACGUGGGGCAAUGCGGUGCAGUGAGGUACGUGGGGCAAUGCGGUGCAGUGAGGUACGUGGGGCAAUGCGGUGCAGUGAGGUACGUGGGGCAAUGCGGUGCAGUGAGGUACGUGGGGCAAUGCGGUGCAGUGAGGUACGUGGGGCAAUGCGGUGCAGUGAGGUACGUGGGGCAAUGCGGUGCAGUGAGGUACGUGGGGCAAUGCGGUGCAGUGAGGUACGUGGGGCAAUGCGGUGCAGUGAGGUACGUGGGGCAAUGCGGUGCAGUGAGGUACGUGGGGCAAUGCGGUGCAGUGAGGUACGUGGGGCAAUGCGGUGCAGUGAGGUACGUGGGGCAAUGCGGUGCAGUGAGGUACGUGGGGCAAUGCGGUGCAGUGAGGUACGUGGGGCAAUGCGGUGCAGUGAGGUACGUGGGGCAAUGCGGUGCAGUGAGGUACGUGGGGCAAUGCGGUGCAGUGAGGUACGUGGGGCAAUGCGGUGCAGUGAGGUACGUGGGGCAAUGCGGUGCAGUGAGGUACGUGGGGCAAUGCGGUGCAGUGAGGUACGUGGGGCAAUGCGGUGCAGUGAGGUACGUGGGGCAAUGCGGUGCAGUGAGGUACGUGGGGCAAUGCGGUGCAGUGAGGUACGUGGGGCAAUGCGGUGCAGUGAGGUACGUGGGGCAAUGCGGUGCAGUGAGGUACGUGGGGCAAUGCGGUGCAGUGAGGUACGUGGGGCAAUGCGGUGCAGUGAGGUACGUGGGGCAAUGCGGUGCAGUGAGGUACGUGGGGCAAUGCGGUGCAGUGAGGUACGUGGGGCAAUGCGGUGCAGUGAGGUACGUGGGGCAAUGCGGUGCAGUGAGGUACGUGGGGCAAUGCGGUGCAGUGAGGUACGUGGGGCAAUGCGGUGCAGUGAGGUACGUGGGGCAAUGCGGUGCAGUGAGGUACGUGGGGCAAUGCGGUGCAGUGAGGUACGUGGGGCAAUGCGGUGCAGUGAGGUACGUGGGGCAAUGCGGUGCAGUGAGGUACGUGGGGCAAUGCGGUGCAGUGAGGUACGUGGGGCAAUGCGGUGCAGUGAGGUACGUGGGGCAAUGCGGUGCAUGGUACGUGGGGCAAUGCGGUGCAGUGAGGUACGUGGGGCAAUGCGGUGCAGUGAGGUACGUGGGGCAAUGCGGUGCAGUGAGGUACGUGGGGCAAUGCGGUGCAGUGAGGUACGUGGGGCAAUGCGGUGCAGUGAGGUACGUGGGGCAAUGCGGUGCAGUGAGGUACGUGGGGCAAUGCGGUGCAGUGAGGUACGUGGGGCAAUGCGGUGCAGUGAGGUACGUGGGGCAAUGCGGUGCAGUGAGGUACGUGGGGCAAUGCGGUGCAGUGAGGUACGUGGGGCAAUGCGGUGCAGUGAGGUACGUGGGGCAAUGCGGUGCAGUGAGGUACGUGGGGCAAUGCGGUGCAGUGAGGUACGUGGGGCAAUGCGGUGCAGUGAGGUACGUGGGGCAAUGCGGUGCAGUGAGGUACGUGGGGCAAUGCGGUGCAGUGAGGUACGUGGGGCAAUGCGGUGCAGUGAGGUACGUGGGGCAAUGCGGUGCAGUGAGGUACGUGGGGCAAUGCGGUGCAGUGAGGUACGUGGGGCAAUGCGGUGCAGUGAGGUACGUGGGGCAAUGCGGUGCAGUGAGGUACGUGGGGCAAUGCGGUGCAGUGAGGUACGUGGGGCAAUGCGGUGCAGUGAGGUACGUGGGGCAAUGCGGUGCAGUGAGGUACGUGGGGCAAUGCGGUGCAGUGAGGUACGUGGGGCAAUGCGGUGCAGUGAGGUACGUGGGGCAAUGCGGUGCAGUGAGGUACGUGGGGCAAUGCGGUGCAGUGAGGUACGUGGGGCAAUGCGGUGCAGUGAGGUACGUGGGGCAAUGCGGUGCAGUGAGGUACGUGGGGCAAUGCGGUGCAGUGAGGUACGUGGGGCAAUGCGGUGCAGUGAGGUACGUGGGGCAAUGCGGUGCAGUGAGGUACGUGGGGCAAUGCGGUGCAGUGAGGUACGUGGGGCAAUGCGGUGCAGUGAGGUACGUGGGGCAAUGCGGUGCAGUGAGGUACGUGGGGCAAUGCGGUGCAGUGAGGUACGUGGGGCAAUGCGGUGCAGUGAGGUACGUGGGGCAAUGCGGUGCAGUGAGGUACGUGGGGCAAUGCGGUGCAGUGAGGUACGUGGGGCAAUGCGGUGCAGUGAGGUACGUGGGGCAAUGCGGUGCAGUGAGGUACGUGGGGCAAUGCGGUGCAGUGAGGUACGUGGGGCAAUGCGGUGCAGUGAGGUACGUGGGGCAAUGCGGUGCAGUGAGGUACGUGGGGCAAUGCGGUGCAGUGAGGUACGUGGGGCAAUGCGGUGCAGUGAGGUACGUGGGGCAAUGCGGUGCAGUGAGGUACGUGGGGCAAUGCGGUGCAGUGAGGUACGUGGGGCAAUGCGGUGCAGUGAGGUACGUGGGGCAAUGCGGUGCAGUGAGGUACGUGGGGCAAUGCGGUGCAGUGAGGUACGUGGGGCAAUGCGGUGCAGUGAGGUACGUGGGGCAAUGCGGUGCAGUGAGGUACGUGGGGCAAUGCGGUGCAGUGAGGUACGUGGGGCAAUGCGGUGCAGUGAGGUACGUGGGGCAAUGCGGUGCAGUGAGGUACGUGGGGCAAUGCGGUGCAGUGAGGUACGUGGGGGCAAUGCGGUGCAGUGAGGUACGUGGGGCAAUGCGGUGCAGUGAGGUACGUGGGGCAAUGCGGUGCAUGAGGUACGUGGGGCAAUGCGGUGCAGUGAGGUACGUGGGGCAAUGCGGUGCAGUGAGGUACGUGGGGCAAUGCGGUGCAGUGAGGUACGUGGGGCAAUGCGGUGCAGUGAGGUACGUGGGGCAAUGCGGUGCAGUGAGGUACGUGGGGCAAUGCGGUGCAGUGAGGUACGUGGGGCAAUGCGGUGCAGUGAGGUACGUGGGGCAAUGCGGUGCAGUGAGGUACGUGGGGCAAUGCGGUGCAGUGAGGUACGUGGGGCAAUGCGGUGCAGUGAGUGAGGUACGCCUGGCGUGGCAAUGCGGUGCAGUGAGGUACGUGGGGCAAUGCGGUGCAGUGAGGUACGUGGGGCAAUGCGGUGCAGUGAGGUACGUGGGGCAAUGCGGUGCAGUGAGGUACGUGGGGCAAUGCGGUGCAGUGAGGUACGUGGGGCAAUGCGGUGCAGUGAGGUACGUGGGGCAAUGCGGUGCAGUGAGGUACGUGGGGCAAUGCGGUGCAGUGAGGUACGUGGGGCAAUGCGGUGCAGUGAGGUACGUGGGGCAAUGCGGUGCAGUGAGGUACGUGGGGCAAUGCGGUGCAGUGAGGUACGUGGGGCAAUGCGGUGCAGUGAGGUACGUGGGGCAAUGCGGUGCAGUGAGGUACGUGGGGCAAUGCGGUGCAGUGAGGUACGUGGGGCAAUGCGGUGCAGUGAGGUACGUGGGGCAAUGCGGUGCAGUGAGGUACGUGGGGCAAUGCGGUGCAGUGAGGUACGUGGGGCAAUGCGGUGCAGUGAGUGAGGUACGUGGGCAAUGCGGUGCAGUGAGGUACGUGGGGCAAUGCGGUGCAGUGAGGUACGUGGGGCAAUGCGGUGCAGUGAGGUACGUGGGGCAAUGCGGUGCAGUGAGGUACGUGGGGCAAUGCGGUGCAGUGAGGUACGUGGGGCAAUGCGGUGCAGUGAGGUACGUGGGGCAAUGCGGUGCAGUGAGGUACGUGGGGCAAUGCGGUGCAGUGAGGUACGUGGGGCAAUGCGGUGCAGUGAGGUACGUGGGGCAAUGCGGUGCAGUGAGGUACGUGGGGCAAUGCGGUGCAGUGAGGUACGUGGGGCAAUGCGGUGCAGUGAGGUACGUGGGGCAAUGCGGUGCAGUGAGGUACGUGGGGCAAUGCGGUGCAGUGAGGUACGUGGGGCAAUGCGGUGCAGUGAGGUACGUGGGGCAAUGCGGUGCAGUGAGGUACGUGGGGCAAUGCGGUGCAGUGAGGUACGUGGGGCAAUGCGGUGCAGUGAGGUACGUGGGGCAAUGCGGUGCAGUGAGGUACGUGGGGCAAUGCGGUGCAGUGAGUGAGGUACGUGGGCAAUGCGGUGCAGUGAGGUACGUGGGGCAAUGCGGUGCAGUGAGGUACGUGGGGCAAUGCGGUGCAGUGAGGUACGUGGGGCAAUGCGGUGCAGUGAGGUACGUGGGGCAAUGCGGUGCAGUGAGGUACGUGGGGCAAUGCGGUGCAGUGAGGUACGUGGGGCAAUGCGGUGCAGUGAGGUACGUGGGGCAAUGCGGUGCAGUGAGGUACGUGGGGCAAUGCGGUGCAGUGAGGUACGUGGGGCAAUGCGGUGCAGUGAGGUACGUGGGGCAAUGCGGUGCAGUGAGGUACGUGGGGCAAUGCGGUGCAGUGAGGUACGUGGGGCAAUGCGGUGCAGUGAGGUACGUGGGGCAAUGCGGUGCAGUGAGGUACGUGGGGCAAUGCGGUGCAGUGAGGUACGUGGGGCAAUGCGGUGCAGUGAGGUACGUGGGGCAAUGCGGUGCAGUGAGGUACGUGGGGCAAUGCGGUGCAGUGAGGUACGUGGGGCAAUGCGGUGCAGUGAGGUACGUGGGGCAAUGCGGUGCAGUGAGGUACGUGGGGCAAUGCGGUGCAGUGAGGUACGUGGGGCAAUGCGGUGCAGUGAGGUACGUGGGGCAAUGCGGUGCAGUGAGGUACGUGGGGCAAUGCGGUGCAGUGAGGUACGUGGGGCAAUGCGGUGCAGUGAGGUACGUGGGGCAAUGCGGUGCAGUGAGGUACGUGGGGCAAUGCGGUGCAGUGAGGUACGUGGGGCAAUGCGGUGCAGUGAGGUACGUGGGGCAAUGCGGUGCAGUGAGGUACGUGGGGCAAUGCGGUGCAGUGAGGUACGUGGGGCAAUGCGGUGCAGUGAGGUACGUGGGGCAAUGCGGUGCAGUGAGGUACGUGGGGCAAUGCGGUGCAGUGAGGUACGUGGGGCAAUGCGGUGCAGUGAGGUACGUGGGGCAAUGCGGUGCAGUGAGGUACGUGGGGCAAUGCGGUGCAGUGAGGUACGUGGGGCAAUGCGGUGCAGUGAGGUACGUGGGGCAAUGCGGUGCAGUGAGGUACGUGGGGCAAUGCGGUGCAGUGAGGUACGUGGGGCAAUGCGGUGCAGUGAGGUACGUGGGGCAAUGCGGUGCAGUGAGGUACGUGGGGCAAUGCGGUGCAGUGAGGUACGUGGGGCAAUGCGGUGCAGUGAGGUACGUGGGGCAAUGCGGUGCAGUGAGGUACGUGGGGCAAUGCGGUGCAGUGAGGUACGUGGGGCAAUGCGGUGCAGUGAGGUACGUGGGGCAAUGCGGUGCAGUGAGGUACGUGGGGCAAUGCGGUGCAGUGAGGUACGUGGGGCAAUGCGGUGCAGUGAGGUACGUGGGGCAAUGCGGUGCAGUGAGGUACGUGGGGCAAUGCGGUGCAGUGAGGUACGUGGGGCAAUGCGGUGCAGUGAGGUACGUGGGGCAAUGCGGUGCAGUGAGGUACGUGGGGCAAUGCGGUGCAGUGAGGUACGUGGGGCAAUGCGGUGCAGUGAGGUACGUGGGGCAAUGCGGUGCAGUGAGGUACGUGGGGCAAUGCGGUGCAGUGAGGUACGUGGGGCAAUGCGGUGCAGUGAGGUACGUGGGGCAAUGCGGUGCAGUGAGGUACGUGGGGCAAUGCGGUGCAGUGAGGUACGUGGGGCAAUGCGGUGCAGUGAGGUACGUGGGGCAAUGCGGUGCAGUGAGGUACGUGGGGCAAUGCGGUGCAGUGAGGUACGUGGGGCAAUGCGGUGCAGUGAGGUACGUGGGGCAAUGCGGUGCAGUGAGGUACGUGGGGCAAUGCGGUGCAGUGAGGUACGUGGGGCAAUGCGGUGCAGUGAGGUACGUGGGGCAAUGCGGUGCAGUGAGGUACGUGGGGCAAUGCGGUGCAGUGAGGUACGUGGGGCAAUGCGGUGCAGUGAGGUACGUGGGGCAAUGCGGUGCAGUGAGGUACGUGGGGCAAUGCGGUGCAGUGAGGUACGUGGGGCAAUGCGGUGCAGUGAGGUACGUGGGGCAAUGCGGUGCAGUGAGGUACGUGGGGCAAUGCGGUGCAGUGAGGUACGUGGGGCAAUGCGGUGCAGUGAGGUACGUGGGGCAAUGCGGUGCAGUGAGGUACGUGGGGCAAUGCGGUGCAGUGAGGUACGUGGGGCAAUGCGGUGCAGUGAGGUACGUGGGGCAAUGCGGUGCAGUGAGGUACGUGGGGCAAUGCGGUGCAGUGAGGUACGUGGGGCAAUGCGGUGCAGUGAGGUACGUGGGGCAAUGCGGUGCAGUGAGGUACGUGGGGCAAUGCGGUGCAGUGAGGUACGUGGGGCAAUGCGGUGCAGUGAGGUACGUGGGGCAAUGCGGUGCAGUGAGGUACGUGGGGCAAUGCGGUGCAGUGAGGUACGUGGGGCAAUGCGGUGCAGUGAGGUACGUGGGGCAAUGCGGUGCAGUGAGGUACGUGGGGCAAUGCGGUGCAGUGAGGUACGUGGGGCAAUGCGGUGCAGUGAGGUACGUGGGGCAAUGCGGUGCAGUGAGGUACGUGGGGCAAUGCGGUGCAGUGAGGUACGUGGGGCAAUGCGGUGCAGUGAGGUACGUGGGGCAAUGCGGUGCAGUGAGGUACGUGGGGCAAUGCGGUGCAGUGAGGUACGUGGGGCAAUGCGGUGCAGUGAGGUACGUGGGGCAAUGCGGUGCAGUGAGGUACGUGGGGCAAUGCGGUGCAGUGAGGUACGUGGGGCAAUGCGGUGCAGUGAGGUACGUGGGGCAAUGCGGUGCAGUGAGGUACGUGGGGCAAUGCGGUGCAGUGAGGUACGUGGGGCAAUGCGGUGCAGUGAGGUACGUGGGGCAAUGCGGUGCAGUGAGGUACGUGGGGCAAUGCGGUGCAGUGAGGUACGUGGGGCAAUGCGGUGCAGUGAGGUACGUGGGGCAAUGCGGUGCAGUGAGGUACGUGGGGCAAUGCGGUGCAGUGAGGUACGUGGGGCAAUGCGGUGCAGUGAGGUACGUGGGGCAAUGCGGUGCAGUGAGGUACGUGGGGCAAUGCGGUGCAGUGAGGUACGUGGGGCAAUGCGGUGCAGUGAGGUACGUGGGGCAAUGCGGUGCAGUGAGGUACGUGGGGCAAUGCGGUGCAGUGAGGUACGUGGGGCAAUGCGGUGCAGGAGUACGUGGGGCAAUGCGGUGCAGUGAGGUACGUGGGGCAAUGCGGUGCAGUGAGGUACGUGGGGCAAUGCGGUGCAGUGAGGUACGUGGGGCAAUGCGGUGCAGUGAGGUACGUGGGGCAAUGCGGUGCAGUGAGGUACGUGGGGCAAUGCGGUGCAGUGAGGUACGUGGGGCAAUGCGGUGCAGUGAGGUACGUGGGGCAAUGCGGUGCAGUGAGGUACGUGGGGCAAUGCGGUGCAGUGAGGUACGUGGGGCAAUGCGGUGCAGUGAGGUACGUGGGGCAAUGCGGUGCAGUGAGGUACGUGGGGCAAUGCGGUGCAGUGAGGUACGUGGGGCAAUGCGGUGCAGUGAGGUACGUGGGGCAAUGCGGUGCAGUGAGGUACGUGGGGCAAUGCGGUGCAGUGAGGUACGUGGGGCAAUGCGGUGCCGUGAGGUACGUGGGGCAAUGCGGGCAGUGAGGUACGUGGGGCAAUGCGGUGCAGUGAGGUACGUGGGGCAAUGCGGUGCAGUGAGGUACGUGGGGCAAUGCGGUGCAGUGAGGUACGUGGGGCAAUGCGGUGCAGUGAGGUACGUGGGGCAAUGCGGUGCAGUGAGGUACGUGGGGCAAUGCGGUGCAGUGAGGUACGUGGGGCAAUGCGGUGCAGUGAGGUACGUGGGGCAAUGCGGUGCAGUGAGGUACGUGGGGCAAUGCGGUGCAGUGAGGUACGUGGGGCAAUGCGGUGCAGUGAGGUACGUGGGGCAAUGCGGUGCAGUGAGGUACGUGGGGCAAUGCGGUGCAGUGAGGUACGUGGGGCAAUGCGGUGCAGUGAGGUACGUGGGGCAAUGCGGUGCAGUGAGGUACGUGGGGCAAUGCGGUGCAGUGAGGUACGUGGGGCAAUGCGGUGCAGUGAGGUACGUGGGGCAAUGCGGUUACGUGGGGCAAUGCGGUGCAGUGAGGUACGUGGGGCAAUGCGGUGCAGUGAGGUACGUGGGGCAAUGCGGUGCAGUGAGGUACGUGGGGCAAUGCGGUGCAGUGAGGUACGUGGGGCAAUGCGGUGCAGUGAGGUACGUGGGGCAAUGCGGUGCAGUGAGGUACGUGGGGCAAUGCGGUGCAGUGAGGUACGUGGGGCAAUGCGGUGCAGUGAGGUACGUGGGGCAAUGCGGUGCAGUGAGGUACGUGGGGCAAUGCGGUGCAGUGAGGUACGUGGGGCAAUGCGGUGCAGUGAGGUACGUGGGGCAAUGCGGUGCAGUGAGGUACGUGGGGCAAUGCGGUGCAGUGAGGUACGUGGGGCAAUGCGGUGCAGUGAGGUACGUGGGGCAAUGCGGUGCAGUGAGGUACGUGGGGCAAUGCGGUGCAGUGAGGUACGUGGGGCAAUGCGGUGCAGUGAGGUACGUGGGGCAAUGCGGUGCAGUGAGGUACGUGGGGCAAUGCGGUGCAGUGAGGUACGUGGGGCAAUGCGGUGCAGUGAGGUACGUGGGGCAAUGCGGUGCAGUGAGGUACGUGGGGCAAUGCGGUGCAGUGAGGUACGUGGGGCAAUGCGGUGCAGUGAGGUACGUGGGGCAAUGCGGUGCAGUGAGGUACGUGGGGCAAUGCGGUGCAGUGAGGUACGUGGGGCAAUGCGGUGCAGUGAGGUACGUGGGGCAAUGCGGUGCAGUGAGGUACGUGGGGCAAUGCGGUGCAGUGAGGUACGUGGGGCAAUGCGGUGCAGUGAGGUACGUGGGGCAAUGCGGUGCAGUGAGGUACGUGGGGCAAUGCGGUGCAGUGAGGUACGUGGGGCAAUGCGGUGCAGUGAGGUACGUGGGGCAAUGCGGUGCAGUGAGGUACGUGGGGCAAUGCGGUGCAGUGAGGUACGUGGGGCAAUGCGGUGCAGUGAGGUACGUGGGGCAAUGCGGUGCAGUGAGGUACGUGGGGCAAUGCGGUGCAGUGAGGUACGUGGGGCAAUGCGGUGCAGUGAGGUACGUGGGGCAAUGCGGUGCAGUGAGGUACGUGGGGCAAUGCGGUGCAGUGAGGUACGUGGGGCAAUGCGGUGCAGUGAGGUACGUGGGGCAAUGCGGUGCAGUGAGGUACGUGGGGCAAUGCGGUGCAGUGAGGUACGUGGGGCAAUGCGGUGCAGUGAGGUACGUGGGGCAAUGCGGUGCAGUGAGGUACGUGGGGCAAUGCGGUGCAGUGAGGUACGUGGGGCAAUGCGGUGCAGUGAGGUACGUGGGGCAAUGCGGUGCAGUGAGGUACGUGGGGCAAUGCGGUGCAGUGAGGUACGUGGGGCAAUGCGGUGCAGUGAGGUACGUGGGGCAAUGCGGUGCAGUGAGGUACGUGGGGCAAUGCGGUGCAGUGAGGUACGUGGGGCAAUGCGGUGCAGUGAGGUACGUGGGGCAAUGCGGUGCAGUGAGGUACGUGGGGCAAUGCGGUGCAGUGAGGUACGUGGGGCAAUGCGGUGCAGUGAGGUACGUGGGGCAAUGCGGUGCAGUGAGGUACGUGGGGCAAUGCGGUGCAGUGAGGUACGUGGGGCAAUGCGGUGCAGUGAGGUACGUGGGGCAAUGCGGUGCAGUGAGGUACGUGGGGCAAUGCGGUGCAGUGAGGUACGUGGGGCAAUGCGGUGCAGUGAGGUACGUGGGGCAAUGCGGUGCAGUGAGGUACGUGGGGCAAUGCGGUGCAGUGAGGUACGUGGGGCAAUGCGGUGCAGUGAGGUACGUGGGGCAAUGCGGUGCAGUGAGGUACGUGGGGCAAUGCGGUGCAGUGAGGUACGUGGGGCAAUGCGGUGCAGUGAGGUACGUGGGGCAAUGCGGUGCAGUGAGGUACGUGGGGCAAUGCGGUGCAGUGAGGUACGUGGGGCAAUGCGGUGCAGUGAGGUACGUGGGGCAAUGCGGUGCAGUGAGGUACGUGGGGCAAUGCGGUGCAGUGAGGUACGUGGGGCAAUGCGGUGCAGUGAGGUACGUGGGGCAAUGCGGUGCAGUGAGGUACGUGGGGCAAUGCGGUGCAGUGAGGUACGUGGGGCAAUGCGGUGCAGUGAGGUACGUGGGGCAAUGCGGUGCAGUGAGGUACGUGGGGCAAUGCGGUGCAGUGAGGUACGUGGGGCAAUGCGGUGCAGUGAGGUACGUGGGGCAAUGCGGUGCAGUGAGGUACGUGGGGCAAUGCGGUGCAGUGAGGUACGUGGGGCAAUGCGGUGCAGUGAGGUACGUGGGGCAAUGCGGUGCAGUGAGGUACGUGGGGCAAUGCGGUGCAGUGAGGUACGUGGGGCAAUGCGGUGCAGUGAGGUACGUGGGGCAAUGCGGUGCAGUGAGGUACGUGGGGCAAUGCGGUGCAGUGAGGUACGUGGGGCAAUGCGGUGCAGUGAGGUACGUGGGGCAAUGCGGUGCAGUGAGGUACGUGGGGCAAUGCGGUGCAGUGAGGUACGUGGGGCAAUGCGGUGCAGUGAGGUACGUGGGGCAAUGCGGUGCAGUGAGGUACGUGGGGCAAUGCGGUGCAGUGAGGUACGUGGGGCAAUGCGGUGCAGUGAGGUACGUGGGGCAAUGCGGUGCAGUGAGGUACGUGGGGCAAUGCGGUGCAGUGAGGUACGUGGGGCAAUGCGGUGCAGUGAGGUACGUGGGGCAAUGCGGUGCAGUGAGGUACGUGGGGCAAUGCGGUGCAGUGAGGUACGUGGGGCAAUGCGGUGCAGUGAGGUACGUGGGGCAAUGCGGUGCAGUGAGGUACGUGGGGCAAUGCGGUGCAGUGAGGUACGUGGGGCAAUGCGGUGCAGUGAGGUACGUGGGGCAAUGCGGUGCAGUGAGGUACGUGGGGCAAUGCGGUGCAGUGAGGUACGUGGGGCAAUGCGGUGCAGUGAGGUACGUGGGGCAAUGCGGUGCAGUGAGGUACGUGGGGCAAUGCGGUGCAGUGAGGUACGUGGGGCAAUGCGGUGCAGUGAGGUACGUGGGGCAAUGCGGUGCAGUGAGGUACGUGGGGCAAUGCGGUGCAGUGAGGUACGUGGGGCAAUGCGGUGCAGUGAGGUACGUGGGGCAAUGCGGUGCAGUGAGGUACGUGGGGCAAUGCGGUGCAGUGAGGUACGUGGGGCAAUGCGGUGCAGUGAGGUACGUGGGGCAAUGCGGUGCAGUGAGGUACGUGGGGCAAUGCGGUGCAGUGAGGUACGUGGGGCAAUGCGGUGCAGUGAGGUACGUGGGGCAAUGCGGUGCAGUGAGGUACGUGGGGCAAUGCGGUGCAGUGAGGUACGUGGGGCAAUGCGGUGCAGUGAGGUACGUGGGGCAAUGCGGUGCAGUGAGGUACGUGGGGCAAUGCGGUGCAGUGAGGUACGUGGGGCAAUGCGGUGCAGUGAGGUACGUGGGGCAAUGCGGUGCAGUGAGGUACGUGGGGCAAUGCGGUGCAGUGAGGUACGUGGGGCAAUGCGGUGCAGUGAGGUACGUGGGGCAAUGCGGUGCAGUGAGGUACGUGGGGCAAUGCGGUGCAGUGAGGUACGUGGGGCAAUGCGGUGCAGUGAGGUACGUGGGGCAAUGCGGUGCAGUGAGGUACGUGGGGCAAUGCGGUGCAGUGAGGUACGUGGGGCAAUGCGGUGCAGUGAGGUACGUGGGGCAAUGCGGUGCAGUGAGGUACGUGGGGCAAUGCGGUGCAGUGAGGUACGUGGGGCAAUGCGGUGCAGUGAGGUACGUGGGGCAAUGCGGUGCAGUGAGGUACGUGGGGCAAUGCGGUGCAGUGAGGUACGUGGGGCAAUGCGGUGCAGUGAGGUACGUGGGGCAAUGCGGUGCAGUGAGGUACGUGGGGCAAUGCGGUGCAGUGAGGUACGUGGGGCAAUGCGGUGCAGUGAGGUACGUGGGGCAAUGCGGUGCAGUGAGGUACGUGGGGCAAUGCGGUGCAGUGAGGUACGUGGGGCAAUGCGGUGCAGUGAGGUACGUGGGGCAAUGCGGUGCAGUGAGGUACGUGGGGCAAUGCGGUGCAGUGAGGUACGUGGGGCAAUGCGGUGCAGUGAGGUACGUGGGGCAAUGCGGUGCAGUGAGGUACGUGGGGCAAUGCGGUGCAGUGAGGUACGUGGGGCAAUGCGGUGCAGUGAGGUACGUGGGGCAAUGCGGUGCAGUGAGGUACGUGGGGCAAUGCGGUGCAGUGAGGUACGUGGGGCAAUGCGGUGCAGUGAGGUACGUGGGGCAAUGCGGUGCAGUGAGGUACGUGGGGCAAUGCGGUGCAGUGAGGUACGUGGGGCAAUGCGGUGCAGUGAGGUACGUGGGGCAAUGCGGUGCAGUGAGGUACGUGGGGCAAUGCGGUGCAGUGAGGUACGUGGGGCAAUGCGGUGCAGUGAGGUACGUGGGGCAAUGCGGUGCAGUGAGGUACGUGGGGCAAUGCGGUGCAGUGAGGUACGUGGGGCAAUGCGGUGCAGUGAGGUACGUGGGGCAAUGCGGUGCAGUGAGGUACGUGGGGCAAUGCGGUGCAGUGAGGUACGUGGGGCAAUGCGGUGCAGUGAGGUACGUGGGGCAAUGCGGUGCAGUGAGGUACGUGGGGCAAUGCGGUGCAGUGAGGUACGUGGGGCAAUGCGGUGCAGUGAGGUACGUGGGGCAAUGCGGUGCAGUGAGGUACGUGGGGCAAUGCGGUGCAGUGAGGUACGUGGGGCAAUGCGGUGCAGUGAGGUACGUGGGGCAAUGCGGUGCAGUGAGGUACGUGGGGCAAUGCGGUGCAGUGAGGUACGUGGGGCAAUGCGGUGCAGUGAGGUACGUGGGGCAAUGCGGUGCAGUGAGGUACGUGGGGCAAUGCGGUGCAGUGAGGUACGUGGGGCAAUGCGGUGCAGUGAGGUACGUGGGGCAAUGCGGUGCAGUGAGGUACGUGGGGCAAUGCGGUGCAGUGAGGUACGUGGGGCAAUGCGGUGCAGUGAGGUACGUGGGGCAAUGCGGUGCAGUGAGGUACGUGGGGCAAUGCGGUGCAGUGAGGUACGUGGGGCAAUGCGGUGCAGUGAGGUACGUGGGGCAAUGCGGUGCAGUGAGGUACGUGGGGCAAUGCGGUGCAGUGAGGUACGUGGGGCAAUGCGGUGCAGUGAGGUACGUGGGGCAAUGCGGUGCAGUGAGGUACGUGGGGCAAUGCGGUGCAGUGAGGUACGUGGGGCAAUGCGGUGCAGUGAGGUACGUGGGGCAAUGCGGUGCAGUGAGGUACGUGGGGCAAUGCGGUGCAGUGAGGUACGUGGGGCAAUGCGGUGCAGUGAGGUACGUGGGGCAAUGCGGUGCAGUGAGGUACGUGGGGCAAUGCGGUGCAGUGAGGUACGUGGGGCAAUGCGGUGCAGUGAGGUACGUGGGGCAAUGCGGUGCAGUGAGGUACGUGGGGCAAUGCGGUGCAGUGAGGUACGUGGGGCAAUGCGGUGCAGUGAGGUACGUGGGGCAAUGCGGUGCAGUGAGGUACGUGGGGCAAUGCGGUGCAGUGAGGUACGUGGGGCAAUGCGGUGCAGUGAGGUACGUGGGGCAAUGCGGUGCAGUGAGGUACGUGGGGCAAUGCGGUGCAGUGAGGUACGUGGGGCAAUGCGGUGCAGUGAGGUACGUGGGGCAAUGCGGUGCAGUGAGGUACGUGGGGCAAUGCGGUGCAGUGAGGUACGUGGGGCAAUGCGGUGCAGUGAGGUACGUGGGGCAAUGCGGUGCAGUGAGGUACGUGGGGCAAUGCGGUGCAGUGAGGUACGUGGGGCAAUGCGGUGCAGUGAGGUACGUGGGGCAAUGCGGUGCAGUGAGGUACGUGGGGCAAUGCGGUGCAGUGAGGUACGUGGGGCAAUGCGGUGCAGUGAGGUACGUGGGGCAAUGCGGUGCAGUGAGGUACGUGGGGCAAUGCGGUGCAGUGAGGUACGUGGGGCAAUGCGGUGCAGUGAGGUACGUGGGGCAAUGCGGUGCAGUGAGGUACGUGGGGCAAUGCGGUGCAGUGAGGUACGUGGGGCAAUGCGGUGCAGUGAGGUACGUGGGGCAAUGCGGUGCAGUGAGGUACGUGGGGCAAUGCGGUGCAGUGAGGUACGUGGGGCAAUGCGGUGCAGUGAGGUACGUGGGGCAAUGCGGUGCAGUGAGGUACGUGGGGCAAUGCGGUGCAGUGAGGUACGUGGGGCAAUGCGGUGCAGUGAGGUACGUGGGGCAAUGCGGUGCAGUGAGGUACGUGGGGCAAUGCGGUGCAGUGAGGUACGUGGGGCAAUGCGGUGCAGUGAGGUACGUGGGGCAAUGCGGUGCAGUGAGGUACGUGGGGCAAUGCGGUGCAGUGAGGUACGUGGGGCAAUGCGGUGCAGUGAGGUACGUGGGGCAAUGCGGUGCAGUGAGGUACGUGGGGCAAUGCGGUGCAGUGAGGUACGUGGGGCAAUGCGGUGCAGUGAGGUACGUGGGGCAAUGCGGUGCAGUGAGGUACGUGGGGCAAUGCGGUGCAGUGAGGUACGUGGGGCAAUGCGGUGCAGUGAGGUACGUGGGGCAAUGCGGUGCAGUGAGGUACGUGGGGCAAUGCGGUGCAGUGAGGUACGUGGGGCAAUGCGGUGCAGUGAGGUACGUGGGGCAAUGCGGUGCAGUGAGGUACGUGGGGCAAUGCGGUGCAGUGAGGUACGUGGGGCAAUGCGGUGCAGUGAGGUACGUGGGGCAAUGCGGUGCAGUGAGGUACGUGGGGCAAUGCGGUGCAGUGAGGUACGUGGGGCAAUGCGGUGCAGUGAGGUACGUGGGGCAAUGCGGUGCAGUGAGGUACGUGGGGCAAUGCGGUGCAGUGAGGUACGUGGGGCAAUGCGGUGCAGUGAGGUACGUGGGGCAAUGCGGUGCAGUGAGGUACGUGGGGCAAUGCGGUGCAGUGAGGUACGUGGGGCAAUGCGGUGCAGUGAGGUACGUGGGGCAAUGCGGUGCAGUGAGGUACGUGGGGCAAUGCGGUGCAGUGAGGUACGUGGGGCAAUGCGGUGCAGUGAGGUACGUGGGGCAAUGCGGUGCAGUGAGGUACGUGGGGCAAUGCGGUGCAGUGAGGUACGUGGGGCAAUGCGGUGCAGUGAGGUACGUGGGGCAAUGCGGUGCAGUGAGGUACGUGGGGCAAUGCGGUGCAGUGAGGUACGUGGGGCAAUGCGGUGCAGUGAGGUACGUGGGGCAAUGCGGUGCAGUGAGGUACGUGGGGCAAUGCGGUGCAGUGAGGUACGUGGGGCAAUGCGGUGCAGUGAGGUACGUGGGGCAAUGCGGUGCAGUGAGGUACGUGGGGCAAUGCGGUGCAGUGAGGUACGUGGGGCAAUGCGGUGCAGUGAGGUACGUGGGGCAAUGCGGUGCAGUGAGGUACGUGGGGCAAUGCGGUGCAGUGAGGUACGUGGGGCAAUGCGGUGCAGUGAGGUACGUGGGGCAAUGCGGUGCAGUGAGGUACGUGGGGCAAUGCGGUGCAGUGAGGUACGUGGGGCAAUGCGGUGCAGUGAGGUACGUGGGGCAAUGCGGUGCAGUGAGGUACGUGGGGCAAUGCGGUGCAGUGAGGUACGUGGGGCAAUGCGGUGCAGUGAGGUACGUGGGGCAAUGCGGUGCAGUGAGGUACGUGGGGCAAUGCGGUGCAGUGAGGUACGUGGGGCAAUGCGGUGCAGUGAGGUACGUGGGGCAAUGCGGUGCAGUGAGGUACGUGGGGCAAUGCGGUGCAGUGAGGUACGUGGGGCAAUGCGGUGCAGUGAGGUACGUGGGGCAAUGCGGUGCAGUGAGGUACGUGGGGCAAUGCGGUGCAGUGAGGUACGUGGGGCAAUGCGGUGCAGUGAGGUACGUGGGGCAAUGCGGUGCAGUGAGGUACGUGGGGCAAUGCGGUGCAGUGAGGUACGUGGGGCAAUGCGGUGCAGUGAGGUACGUGGGGCAAUGCGGUGCAGUGAGGUACGUGGGGCAAUGCGGUGCAGUGAGGUACGUGGGGCAAUGCGGUGCAGUGAGGUACGUGGGGCAAUGCGGUGCAGUGAGGUACGUGGGGCAAUGCGGUGCAGUGAGGUACGUGGGGCAAUGCGGUGCAGUGAGGUACGUGGGGCAAUGCGGUGCAGUGAGGUACGUGGGGCAAUGCGGUGCAGUGAGGUACGUGGGGCAAUGCGGUGCAGUGAGGUACGUGGGGCAAUGCGGUGCAGUGAGGUACGUGGGGCAAUGCGGUGCAGUGAGGUACGUGGGGCAAUGCGGUGCAGUGAGGUACGUGGGGCAAUGCGGUGCAGUGAGGUACGUGGGGCAAUGCGGUGCAGUGAGGUACGUGGGGCAAUGCGGUGCAGUGAGGUACGUGGGGCAAUGCGGUGCAGUGAGGUACGUGGGGCAAUGCGGUGCAGUGAGGUACGUGGGGCAAUGCGGUGCAGUGAGGUACGUGGGGCAAUGCGGUGCAGUGAGGUACGUGGGGCAAUGCGGUGCAGUGAGGUACGUGGGGCAAUGCGGUGCAGUGAGGUACGUGGGGCAAUGCGGUGCAGUGAGGUACGUGGGGCAAUGCGGUGCAGUGAGGUACGUGGGGCAAUGCGGUGCAGUGAGGUACGUGGGGCAAUGCGGUGCAGUGAGGUACGUGGGGCAAUGCGGUGCAGUGAGGUACGUGGGGCAAUGCGGUGCAGUGAGGUACGUGGGGCAAUGCGGUGCAGUGAGGUACGUGGGGCAAUGCGGUGCAGUGAGGUACGUGGGGCAAUGCGGUGCAGUGAGGUACGUGGGGCAAUGCGGUGCAGUGAGGUACGUGGGGCAAUGCGGUGCAGUGAGGUACGUGGGGCAAUGCGGUGCAGUGAGGUACGUGGGGCAAUGCGGUGCAGUGAGGUACGUGGGGCAAUGCGGUGCAGUGAGGUACGUGGGGCAAUGCGGUGCAGUGAGGUACGUGGGGCAAUGCGGUGCAGUGAGGUACGUGGGGCAAUGCGGUGCAGUGAGGUACGUGGGGCAAUGCGGUGCAGUGAGGUACGUGGGGCAAUGCGGUGCAGUGAGGUACGUGGGGCAAUGCGGUGCAGUGAGGUACGUGGGGCAAUGCGGUGCAGUGAGGUACGUGGGGCAAUGCGGUGCAGUGAGGUACGUGGGGCAAUGCGGUGCAGUGAGGUACGUGGGGCAAUGCGGUGCAGUGAGGUACGUGGGGCAAUGCGGUGCAGUGAGGUACGUGGGGCAAUGCGGUGCAGUGAGGUACGUGGGGCAAUGCGGUGCAGUGAGGUACGUGGGGCAAUGCGGUGCAGUGAGGUACGUGGGGCAAUGCGGUGCAGUGAGGUACGUGGGGCAAUGCGGUGCAGUGAGGUACGUGGGGCAAUGCGGUGCAGUGAGGUACGUGGGGCAAUGCGGUGCAGUGAGGUACGUGGGGCAAUGCGGUGCAGUGAGGUACGUGGGGCAAUGCGGUGCAGUGAGGUACGUGGGGCAAUGCGGUGCAGUGAGGUACGUGGGGCAAUGCGGUGCAGUGAGGUACGUGGGGCAAUGCGGUGCAGUGAGGUACGUGGGGCAAUGCGGUGCAGUGAGGUACGUGGGGCAAUGCGGUGCAGUGAGGUACGUGGGGCAAUGCGGUGCAGUGAGGUACGUGGGGCAAUGCGGUGCAGUGAGGUACGUGGGGCAAUGCGGUGCAGUGAGGUACGUGGGGCAAUGCGGUGCAGUGAGGUACGUGGGGCAAUGCGGUGCAGUGAGGUACGUGGGGCAAUGCGGUGCAGUGAGGUACGUGGGGCAAUGCGGUGCAGUGAGGUACGUGGGGCAAUGCGGUGCAGUGAGGUACGUGGGGCAAUGCGGCGCAGUGAGGUACGUGGGGCAAUGCGGCGCAGUGAGGUACGUGGGGCAAUGCGGCUGCAGUGAGGUACGUGGGGCAAUGCGGUGCAGUGAGGUACGUGGGGCAAUGCGGUGCAGUGAGGUACGUGGGGCAAUGCGGUGCAGUGAGGUACGUGGGGCAAUGCGGUGCAGUGAGGUACGUGGGGCAAUGCGGUGCAGUGAGGUACGUGGGGCAAUGCGGUGCAGUGAGGUACGUGGGGCAAUGCGGUGCAGUGAGGUACGUGGGGCAAUGCGGUGCAGUGAGGUACGUGGGGCAAUGCGGUGCAGUGAGGUACGUGGGGCAAUGCGGUGCAGUGAGGUACGUGGGGCAAUGCGGUGCAUGAGGUACGUGGGGCAAUGCGGUGCAGUGAGGUACGUGGGGCAAUGCGGUGCAGUGAGGUACGUGGGGCAAUGCGGUGCAGUGAGGUACGUGGGGCAAUGCGGUGCAGUGAGGUACGUGGGGCAAUGCGGUGCAGUGAGGUACGUGGGGCAAUGCGGUGCAGUGAGGUACGUGGGGCAAUGCGGUGCAGUGAGGUACGUGGGGCAAUGCGGUGCAGUGAGGUACGUGGGGCAAUGCGGUGCAGUGAGGUACGUGGGGCAAUGCGGUGCAGUGAGGUACGUGGGGCAAUGCGGUGCAGUGAGGUACGUGGGGCAAUGCGGUGCAGUGAGGUACGUGGGGCAAUGCGGUGCAGUGAGGUACGUGGGGCAAUGCGGUGCAGUGAGGUACGUGGGGCAAUGCGGUGCAGUGAGGUACGUGGGGCAAUGCGGUGCAGUGAGGUACGUGGGGCAAUGCGGUGCAGUGAGGUACGUGGGGCAAUGCGGUGCAGUGAGGUACGUGGGGCAAUGCGGUGCAGUGAGGUACGUGGGGCAAUGCGGUGCAGUGAGGUACGUGGGGCAAUGCGGUGCAGUGAGGUACGUGGGGCAAUGCGGUGCAGUGAGGUACGUGGGGCAAUGCGGUGCAGUGAGGUACGUGGGGCAAUGCGGUGCAGUGAGGUACGUGGGGCAAUGCGGUGCAGUGAGGUACGUGGGGCAAUGCGGUGCAGUGAGGUACGUGGGGCAAUGCGGUGCAGUGAGGUACGUGGGGCAAUGCGGUGCAGUGAGGUACGUGGGGCAAUGCGGUGCAGUGAGGUACGUGGGGCAAUGCGGUGCAGUGAGGUACGUGGGGCAAUGCGGUGCAGUGAGGUACGUGGGGCAAUGCGGUGCAGUGAGGUACGUGGGGCAAUGCGGUGCAGUGAGGUACGUGGGGCAAUGCGGUGCAGUGAGGUACGUGGGGCAAUGCGGUGCAGUGAGGUACGUGGGGCAAUGCGGUGCAGUGAGGUACGUGGGGCAAUGCGGUGCAGUGAGGUACGUGGGGCAAUGCGGUGCAGUGAGGUACGUGGGGCAAUGCGGUGCAGUGAGGUACGUGGGGCAAUGCGGUGCAGUGAGGUACGUGGGGCAAUGCGGUGCAGUGAGGUACGUGGGGCAAUGCGGUGCAGUGAGGUACGUGGGGCAAUGCGGUGCAGUGAGGUACGUGGGGCAAUGCGGUGCAGUGAGGUACGUGGGGCAAUGCGGUGCAGUGAGGUACGUGGGGCAAUGCGGUGCAGUGAGGUACGUGGGGCAAUGCGGUGCAGUGAGGUACGUGGGGCAAUGCGGUGCAGUGAGGUACGUGGGGCAAUGCGGUGCAGUGAGGUACGUGGGGCAAUGCGGUGCAGUGAGGUACGUGGGGCAAUGCGGUGCAGUGAGGUACGUGGGGCAAUGCGGUGCAGUGAGGUACGUGGGGCAAUGCGGUGCAGUGAGGUACGUGGGGCAAUGCGGUGCAGUGAGGUACGUGGGGCAAUGCGGUGCAGUGAGGUACGUGGGGCAAUGCGGUGCAGUGAGGUACGUGGGGCAAUGCGGUGCAGUGAGGUACGUGGGGCAAUGCGGUGCAGUGAGGUACGUGGGGCAAUGCGGUGCAGUGAGGUACGUGGGGCAAUGCGGUGCAGUGAGGUACGUGGGGCAAUGCGGUGCAGUGAGGUACGUGGGGCAAUGCGGUGCAGUGAGGUACGUGGGGCAAUGCGGUGCAGUGAGGUACGUGGGGCAAUGCGGUGCAGUGAG
This is a messenger RNA of Closterium sp. Naga37s-1, 31883 nucleotides long. The record is from the annotation of a GenBank genome assembly. NCBI's taxonomy places the organism in Eukaryota, Viridiplantae, Streptophyta, Zygnematophyceae, Desmidiales, Closteriaceae.